CGGGCACCCGCGGGGUGGGCAGCGCAGGGACCGCCGCCGCCGGCCGCCCCCAAGAUGCUGUUUUGGCACACGCAGCCGGAGCAUUACAACCAGCACUCGAGCGGCAGCUACCUGCGAGAUGUCCUUGCGCUGCCGAUCUUCAAGCAGGAAGAGCCGCAGCUGUCUCCUGAGAACGAUGCCAAGCUGCCACCCUUUCAGUACGUCCUCUGCACAGCCACCUCACCCGCCGUGAAGCUGCACGAAGAAACUCUGACCUACCUCAACCAAGGUCAGUCUUAUGAAAUCCGUCUACUUGAGAAUAGGAAAUUGGGAGAGUUUCAAGAUUUAAACACAAAAUAUGUAAAGAGUAUAAUUCGUGUAGUUUUCCACGACCGCCGCCUGCAGUACACAGAGCAUCAGCAGCUCGAGGGCUGGAGGUGGAGUCGGCCUGGGGACCGCAUCCUUGAUAUAGAUAUCCCGCUGUCAGUUGGUAUUUUGGAUCCCAGGGCUAGUCCGACCCAGUUGAACACUGUUGAAUUUCUCUGGGAUCCGUCAAAGAGAGCUUCAGCGUUCAUUCAGGUACAUUGCAUCAGCACAGAAUUCACUCCACGGAAGCAUGGAGGAGAGAAAGGUGUGCCCUUCCGGGUGCAAAUCGACACCUUUAAGCAAAAUGAAAAUGGUGAAUACACAGAACACUUGCAUUCUGCGAGCUGCCAGAUCAAAGUGUUCAAGCCUAAAGGAGCAGACAGAAAACAGAAGACUGACAGGGAAAAAAUGGAAAAGAAGACCAUCCAAGAGAAGGAGAAGUAUCAGCCUUCCUAUGAGACAACUAUUCUCACAGAGUGCUCUCCCUGGCCAGAUGUGCCUUAUCAAAUGAACAAUGCUCCCUCUCCAAGCUACAACAGUUCUCCCAACAGCUUCAACCUCGGAGAUGGCAACAGUUCUCCAACCCACCAAAUGGAGCUCCUGCCUCCCAGCAAUGAUCAUCUCCUUCCUUCUGCUUCUAUUCAAGAUGCCCAGCAGUGGCUUCAUCGUAAUAGGUUCUCUCCAUUCUGUAGACUCUUCUCAAGUUUUUCGGGUGCCGACUUACUGAAGAUGUCCAAAGAAGAUUUUGUUCAAAUCUGUGGGCCUGCUGAUGGAAUUCGGCUCUUUAAUGCAAUUAAAGGAAGAAAUGUAAGGCCCAAGAUGACAAUUUAUGUCUGUCAAGAGCCAGAGCAAAACAGGUCCCACCUCCACCAAAAACAAGAAAACGGAGAUGGCAGCCUUUGUGUGUAUCAUGCAAUCUUCUUAGAAGAAUUGACCAUUCUGGAAUUAAUGGAGAAGAUUGCAAACUUGUACAGCAUUUCUCCACAGCAGAUAAAUCGGAUCUACCGGCAGGGCCCCACAGGGAUCCAUGUACUAGUGAGCAAUGAGAUGGUGCAAAACUUCCAAGACGAAUCUUGUUUUGUUAUCAGCACAUUAAAAGCUGAAAGCAAUGAUGGCUACCACAUCAUUUUAAAAUGACCAUGCUGCACAGAGAGACUUUAAUGGCCUAAAAUUUAGUGCCUCACUGAGAUUGCUAACAACCUAGACUGGAAACAUGAAGAACCUUCUGGAUAAAUGCUCCUGUGAACUAAGAAUUACCAAACAGCUUAAGAAAAAACUUGCUUUUACAGAUAGAAAUUUUUGGUGGUGUGUGAUUUUGGUGGGUUUGGUGUUUUUUGUUUUUGUUUGUUUUUGUUUGUUUUUUGUUUUGGUUCUUUUGGUUUUUUAAGCUGGAGCUGAGAACAUCCUCAAAGCUUGUACAUGUUUUUUCCUUCCUCCCCUCCUCUUCAGUCUUAAAAAUUGUAGAAGUUUCUGCUUUUUAUUUAGAAACAUCUGCCUUGUACUAAAAGGAAAUGGAAGAUAAACAAAUCCCAAUUCUCUUGACCCCUCAUAUUCAGGUGAAUUGAUUUACUUAUGGUUCUGAGUGCUCUCCUGCUUUCAACACACACCCUGAUGCUGAUGGAUGUAGACUCCCCAGGGCUCCUCUUGUACUCUUUGAGGUGGAAGGCUUGAGGCUACCUCCCAAAACAGACUGGGCAGUGCAGAGGAUGGGUUUGGUGCCCAGCCUUCACCCAAAGUGUCGACUCUGGAAGCCCACACUUAGCUGUUCUCCACCUGCAGAUGUGCUCAAAGUCCAGAGACCUUGGUCUCUCCUGACAGACCUUCUGUAGGACCAAUCCAGCAGCACAGUUCUGGGGAGGUUCAAGGAAGGACAGACAACUUGAGGCGAGCAGUUCAGUACCAUAUUGUUAUCUUUAGCUUUAGAGUAGCCUCCUUGAAUGGAGCAUAUGGAGGUUUACCGAGGAACUGUUUUGAACACUGAAAGUUAUAGUGCUCAUGACAAAUUCAUACCAUGGAUUUAUUCUACUCUAUAAAUUAGUGAUUAACUGCUAUCUUUACUGUAACUGGGAAUUGAUGUUAUAAUCUUAAUGGAUUUUCAUCCUGUUACUGAAGUAAAACUGUUUUGAUAAAGACCAGGUAACAGAUCAUCUUAGUUGCUGCUUCUUACAUUCUUGCUCUUUCACUUUUGACUCCUAUUUCCCAUAUCUGUAACUAUGAUCAGCUCCACCCUGCCUUGGUCUUUUGGGACUCCGUCCAGGCUCCAUUAAUCUAAAACAGUGGCUUCCACUGAAGUCAAAGCAAACUGGAUCACACCUAUCUUGCAUGGAUGAAACCAUUUCACUUUUUACAGCUCAAUAAUAUGGCUUUUUUCCCAAACUGAGUGUCUGUAUACCAUCAAAAUUUGAUUUUUGAACAUUUCAUCCUGAACUUACAUGGAAAGCUGAAAUACCAAACAUUUUCCUGGAAUGGAAAUUUUUCAAAAAAAUGAGAAAUUGUCAACUGGAAAACACUGAAUAAAAUGUUCCAGCCUUUUGAAAUGGAAACAUUUAAUUAAAUCCAUUUGGCCCUUAAAGCAGCAUCAGUUUGAGCUACCGUUGCAGCCCUCAGAAAUUGUCAUUCAAGUGCCUUGUGCGCUGUGUCUCCCUCAGGGCUGAGCUCUUUGGCUGAAUUACAGAUCCCAUGAUGCUCCUACCCUGGGUUAGUCAAACAGGGAAUGCGUCAUGAGGGCUGGAGAGGUGCCCAGGGAAAGAGGGGGCCAUGGAGCCCUUGAAUUACAGCUCCCAGCUGACACUAGAGGAAUUCGGACAGGCACGGACUGAUAUUUCUCUGACAAAAGUUAUGUGUUUCAAGUUUUCCCAACAGAAAUAAACAGCAAAAUGUUGAGAAAAGCAUCCUUUUUUUGAUUAAAGCAUCAAGUUUUGCGCAAAAAACCCCACCCAUCCCCACUGAUUUUUUUUUUUUUUUUAAGACCAAAAAUAAUACUAGAAUAGAAAACUUGUGUUACAAUGGGAAAACCUUCAGCCAACUCAGUUAAUUGAGCAGCAAUGCCUGCUUAGGCACGAUCUUGCUCAACUGACUGUCCUGGAUGCUCCACAAAUUGUAGGCAUGCAAAAAGGAUGCCUAGGCUUUGGGACAUGGUGGUUCCCCCUUCUGAAAUGAAGGAAUUGAGGCUUCUUGGUUGAGAACCAAAGUGUGUAGGUAAGGAGGAGCUCCUGGCCAUGGAAUCCAGGCUGUGGCCACACAUAGCUGCCUUCCAAAACAGUGAAUUAAUUCCAGAUGCCUUUGUGAGCAGGUGGGAUCAGUGUGCCCCUGUGUACCAGGAGCUGUUUGAUUUAUUUUCUAGAGGGUGCUUUGGAAGGUGGAUGUUGGCUGUGGUUUUUCAUCCUGCAUGGUAUGGCUGUCACUGGUGUGCAGCUCAGAUGAAUCUGACCUCGUGGGAAGGGUUCUAAAUAGAUCUUGAAGUUUUCCAUAUCAUACCCACUUAGAUGUGAUAGCCCUGUAACUGGAGGGACACAACAAUACUGAUACACAGUAGUGAAGAAGGGAUAGAGGUGGCUUUGCUGCCUGAGUUAGGGAAUGAGAACUGUUUGCUUGUUUUAAGAAGGCUAAUUUCUCGAUUCUUUAAAAAACAACUCUUGCCCAUAAUGAAUGAAUAUAAUGAAUUAUAUGCCAAAGUCCUCAUAGUGUUUCAAUAGCACUUGCUUGAUUAAUUUUGAACAAAAAGAAGUCUGUUAGGGCUUUGCUGUAUUUAGAUUUUUUAAAAUAAAAUAAUUACAUACUCAUCUGAGGAUGAAUUUGACAAUGUAUCUUGUUUUCAUGCUCUAAAAAGGUACCAAAGUAAACAAUCCCAUAGACUAUAAAUAUUUUUCUAUGGGUUGGCUCAGUGUGAGCCUGUUGUAAAGCUGUACGUCUUCGGGGUGUGUGUGUAACACCUACCCUUAUUUGACAGAGUAGUUCCAGUCCUUGUUGAACCUCUGUAGCCCCAGUAGGAAGUUGGAGGUUUGUGGUUGAGUAAAAUACACAUCCAUGAAGACACAGCAUGGCUGGUUUUUUGAGUUACUUCAGCUUAGAAUCAUAGACUGAUUUGAGUUGAAAGGGACCCUUAAGGGUCACAGAUUCCAAUGCCCUGGUCCUUACAAGAGUACCUAACACUGAUCCCUGUGACUAUGAGUGUCAUCCAGAGCAGCCCAGGUGCUCCUUGAACUCUGGCAGGCUUGGUGCCAUGACCAGGGGCAAAGGAAGUCCCUGGGGAGCCUGUCCCAGUGAUCAACCACUCUCCCAGUGAAGAACCUUUUUCCAGUGUCCAAUCUGAACUUGCCCUGAUUUAGCUUCACUCCAUUCCCUUGCUUCCUGCUGCUGGUUACCAGCAAGAGGAGAUCAGCACCUCCCCUCCACUGCUGCCCUUGAGGAAGGUGCAGAGAGAGAAAGAGACUUGUCUCACCUGUGUGUCAGGUAAUCCUUGACUCCCCUUGGAUCUCCCAUCCCUGGAGGGACUUGUUUGACCUGUUUGUGGAAGUGACAGCACCUAGAAGGAAGUUUUUGUUUCCUUGACCAAAGGAAGCACAAAUGUUUAGUCUGGGAUAGAUAUCUAAAUUCUAGAUAGACUAAAGGCAAGGGAAGUGAGUAGCUCUCACUCAUCUGUUGACCUGAGAAUUAAACCUUAUGAUCUUGUUUUCAUAGUUUCUAGCUACUUUCCCAGGAAAGUAACUAUAAACAUAGAUGUUUAUACAUGCCAUUAAAGAAAUGUCUUUUGAUGGACAUUUCUCACGACCAGUGUCAUUGGGAAGGUGGCAACCUAACCAUCCAAUCCCUGGUCAUUGUUGAGAAUCUAUAAAUAUUGCAAUAAAUCAUUCUUUUCCCUAUCAUACAUUGAGCUGUGUCCAUGCAAAUCAUUUUGUGUCCUACAACUACACUCAGUCAUUUAAAUAGCAUUUACCUUUUCCUUAAGUGCCUAUUACACUUAUUUUUACUUUUUUAUUGUUGUUUCUCCUAUUCCUUUCUUACAAAUAAGAAAUCCUACUCAAAGUGAUUUAACUGGAACUUUUUUCAGCUAUAUGUGAAAUUUGUGCAGCAGAACUUUAUAAGGACUGGGGCUUAGGAUAACAGUGAGUAACGUGGUUUCCCAAGCUGUCCAGUUCUUCAGUUGUAUGUAUGAUGACAGCCACUAUGAGUAAAAGUGGGCUUGCUGGGGAUGAAAAGGAAGAAUCAUUAUGUGAUUAAUACCAAUAUAUCUCCAGUGAGUACUGCAAAGUAUAAACUUGCAUUCUUGUUGGAUCUGUACUGUCUAUUUGAAAUUUCAUAAAUUGUAGCAUUUUCUCUAUCAACAGAAUCAAUAGGAGAUCCUAUUGAUUGUCCUGAAAACUCACAGUAAUGCCCAUGAUACACAACCACAGGGCAGGGAGAGGGCAAGUGAUCUGGUGAUAAAAAUUUGGCCACCUGACUGAGGUGGCAGGAUUGGUGCUCUUAAAAUUAAAGCUCCUGUUCUUUCAGCUGGCUAAAUUAAUGGUUAAUUGGUUAAAAUAGAAAUAAUCAUUCAAUAUGGAAAAUACUGGAGUUCUCAUUGUCUUAGUGUGAAAUUUAAUGGGCUGAAGUUUCAAGACUGGGAGGUGGUAAAAGGAUUCUUGCAUUUGAGAAGCCCUGAAUGGCACUCUCCUUAUAAUGUAACAUAUACAUAUAUAUGCAUAUAUAUAUACAUAUAUAUCCACAUACAUACUGUACUGUAUCAACACAUAUUUGUGCUGAGUACAUGUGUUCUUUGGCUUUAACUGGUACUUUGCUUUGUUUAGUUGCAGUUCAAUGUAAAAGACUCUGGUUGAUCAAGCUUCAAAACCCUGCCAUUCCUUGGGUAGAAAUGUAAAAGUCCAUAGUAGCAACUAGGUGAUUUGGACACAGUACACUUGGAGUGACGUAAGUUCGAUGAAUUUCUGCAAUAUAAAUCCCAGGCCUUGGUGAAGAUGAGCAUAUUCUUUCACUAACACUGCAGUUCUACAUUGCAGCUUCUGAAAAUUAGUUAGAGAAACAGAGAAAUAGAUUGCCCAAUGCUUUGUGAACUACUAAGGCUACUCCAUAAGCAGAACAACCAUACGAUGACUUUUCCUAGCUCAGUGUUGUAUUGCUUAAGCAUUGGCUGUAAUUCUAACAAUCAUCUGGUGGAUGACUGAAACCGGUUUUUUUUGUCUGUAUCUGUUGGGAUUUUUUUGACUUCUCAAAGAAAUGCUUAUAUUCAGACUGUAGCUUCUCUUCCUCCUCCAGUUAUGAAAUGGUUAACUUUAUGCUAGUAAUAGAAAUAUUUUCAUAAGAUUAUAAUCUGUUUGACAGCACAGGGUACUCAGAGUGGGGAGUGUUUGGCUUUGAUCAUCACUACUGUGGGUGAAUAUGAGAAGGCAGACUGGAGGUGUAUCUAACAUGCUUGGCUCUCUCUAACAAAUGGGUUAAGCUAGUGCCUAAUUUUUUGUGCAUUUUUGAUUUGUACCUUUUUUUUUGCCAUUCCCUCAAAAUUCUGCUCCCUGGUGGGGGAUGCAUUGGUGACCAGACAGUAUGCCUAACUUUUUAAAGUAGCCUGCUGUUGUUCUGGUUUGCUUGGGGUGAGCGUUUAUCUUUCAAAGAGGAGUUCCCUCUCUUCACUGACAAUGCAGUUGUUACAAGCAGGCAGUGCUGGCCACAAAAUUGGCAUGAUAGGCAAGGGCAAGUGGAGGUGGGUCGAUGGGAGGCUGAGGUGUACCAGUUGUGAGUAAAUACUGCCACACUCUUCAUCUUUUCGUUUGUUGGUUUUUGGGUUUUUUUUUUUGUACAUGAAUAAAUAAUAAUAAUAAUAAAAAAGCAUAUUUUGCACUGGCUCCUUGUACUGUUGUGCAGAAGAAAUCUGUAUCUAGAAUCUGUGCUCCAGUCAAAAUGCAAAUAAAUCUGUUUGUAAGAAGUA
This is a messenger RNA of Parus major (Great Tit), 7264 nucleotides long. RefSeq names its product transcription factor CP2 like 1 (gene TFCP2L1). Lineage: Eukaryota; Metazoa; Chordata; Aves; Passeriformes; Paridae. Gene Ontology annotation, cellular component: nucleus. The coding region runs from base 55 to 1482 and encodes 475 amino acids. The record is from RefSeq and is a predicted model, not a curated record. Gene Ontology annotation, molecular function: DNA-binding transcription activator activity, RNA polymerase II-specific; RNA polymerase II cis-regulatory region sequence-specific DNA binding. Gene Ontology annotation, biological process: regulation of transcription by RNA polymerase II. The transcript has 15 exons.